This is a messenger RNA of Aspergillus heteromorphus CBS 117.55, 433 nucleotides long. RefSeq lists its product as uncharacterized. The record is from RefSeq and is a predicted model, not a curated record. Lineage: Eukaryota; Fungi; Ascomycota; Eurotiomycetes; Eurotiales; Aspergillaceae. The coding region runs from base 71 to 298 and encodes 75 amino acids. The transcript has a single exon.
UCGCAUAUCACCGUAAAAAUACCAUUUAUGUUGGAGUUAUGCUUGGUGCUAAAGUAUACAUUCAGACAACAUGCUCACAUGCACACACACACGCACAUAUGCUCACAUGCUCACACGCACGCACACACGCACAUAUGCUCACACGCAUACAUGCACACACGCAUACAUGCACGCGCUCGUUCGCUCGCUCGCUCGUUCACCCACUCUGUCCGUAUCAAUCCAAGACAAGUCCAAAACCAGCUUAAGCAACCCAACCCCAAGAAUCCCAAGAAAGACCCAGCUGGAUGCAGAAAGGUAAAAAUAAAAAGAAAGAAAGAAAGAAAGAAAGAAAGAAAAGAAGAAGGAAGGAAGAAAAGAAAAGAAAAGAAAAGAAAGAAAGAGAGAAAGAAAGAAAGAAAGAAAGAAAGAAAGAAAGAAAGAAAGAAAGAAAGAA